Molecule: messenger RNA, 3764 nt
Organism: Temnothorax curvispinosus
Lineage: Eukaryota; Metazoa; Arthropoda; Insecta; Hymenoptera; Formicidae
Product: tachykinin-like peptides receptor 86C
Exons: 8
Coding region: 1241-2569 (442 amino acids)
Biological process (GO): G protein-coupled receptor signaling pathway
Cellular component (GO): plasma membrane
Molecular function (GO): tachykinin receptor activity
Source: RefSeq, a predicted model, not a curated record
UGAGUCUUUCAGUAUCGCCGACGGGGUUCUUCAGUACGGUACCACCGGCUUGAUCCACCUCAACAAACGACGUCGAAUUUGACGAAUGAUCAUCCCCGUAGAUUACGUAGAUUACGCGAUACCGCGCGCGUGCAAAUGUUUCCGAUAAUCCCGCGACAAUAAUGCCGACGAUUGACGUGUCGAUCGACAAAUCGCGCGUAAAUAAAUGGCAGGGAUCGCGAUCGGCGAGAGAUAAUCGAGAUUCAACGAACAUGCGGAUACGUGUCGUUAAGUUCAAGUUCUCGGACACAAUAUGAUAAACUUCGUCGCUUGUUGCUGUCAGUGAUAAUGACUUUGAAACGAUCCCCGGUCCUUCAACGGUUUGCACUUUCUGUUAACUGAUUACGAAGAGAGGGCGAACUGGUUUAUAAAUAUAAUAUUGUGCUUCUAAAGUGUACGCUAAGUGCAAAUCACGUUCGCAGUAGUUUAACGCGCGUUUUGUAAAAAGUGUUUAAAAGUGGUGUUUUAAGUGGUGCUUUAUCCACCUAAAAACACGGCGAUAAAAUUGUUGAUAUAAUACAUCGAAAAAAAAGAGCGCUAUUACUUAAAAGGUGUUACAUAAUUAAUAUGGUAAAGUCGGGAAAGAAUUUCAAAGAGUGUUAAAUAUUUUACAAAGUUCAAGAAGAUUAAACUAAUUUACAAAAUCUACGUAAAGAUAAAACAAAUCUCCACACAGAUUUAAUUAACAUGUCGCAGAUUUCCGAGCGCUUACCGAGUUAGAUAUCCGCUAAUCCUCGCGGCAAAGUGAUCUGAGAUACAAAAUCAUCUCGCGUUUAUUCCGAUUUUAAAGACAAUUUUAUUAGGUUAACAAACAAUAAGUUUAAACGGAAGCAUUUGGAAGUAAAGGGGUAAAUCGACCAAAUAAAAAUAAAAUAAAAUGUGUUUAUCGAGUUUUGUAUUGCGUAAAAUAAUCAGCGCCUAAUAGUGCACUGAUUAAACAACGAACUCGGACUUCCGAUCAAGUGCCAUAAAUUCGUAUCAAUCGCGUGCACGUUUCUUCCAAUAAGAAACGAGCAAUCAGGUUAAGCCCAUCAUAAUGAUAGCUACUCGCCAGUUCAUUGUGCGUCACGUCGGAGGAAAUCGGUAACGGCUCAUAAAAUCGAUUUAACGUGCUGUUUGGAGGAAGCGAACAGGCAGUUAACGUUCGAACAAAGCCCCGGAACUGUCCGCACAAUCAUCACCGAAGACAACCAUUACAAAUAUGAAUAGCCUAAAUAUCGAACAUUUGUAUAAUUGCACCGCAUCGGUUCUGGAACGUAAUAUUACGUUGCUACUAAGGCUGAACCUCAGCGAGGUCCGUUAUUUCAUCGAAGAGACGUUGAACAAGUCAAGUAGGGCCGAUGUUCUGCGGCAGGGGCUCUUCGACUGCAUUCUCGUUAAUCAGGAACGGCCAUUCGAUUUGCCGUGGUGGCAAAAGCUCUUCUGGUCUUUGAUAUUCGCGGUGAUACUGUUGGUCGCAACUGGUGGCAACAUUAUCGUUAUGUGGAUCGUACUUGCUCAUCGGCGAAUGCGUACUGUAACUAAUUACUUCUUGGUAAAUCUUUCUGUUGCGGAUCUUAUGAUGUCAUUGCUCAACUGCGCCUUCAACUUUAUCUUCCUCCUCAACUCUAAUUGGCCCUUCGGAAUGGUGUAUUGCACCAUCAACAACUUUGUAGCACACGUGACCGUCGCUUCUAGCGUUUUUACUCUCGUCGUAAUUUCAUUUGACAGGUACAUGGCCAUUAUGUAUCCUCUUAAACACCAUAUGUCUCGCAAGAGGACAGUGAUUACUUUAAUUUUAAUCUGGAGCAUUUCGUCUGCCCUAGCGACCCCGUGUCUCUUAUACUCCACAACAUCAUUGCGCAGAUAUUCUAACGGAACAACCAGAAUUUCCUGUUACUUAUUGUGGCCCGAUGGCGGCUAUUUGCGUAGCAAAACAGAAUAUUGCUACAAUCUCUUAUUCCUCACUGUAACGUAUCUGGUUCCCAUGUCAGUGAUGGCUGUUUGUUACACGUGCAUGGGACGAAAGUUAUGGGGCUCGAAAUCGAUUGGUGAACUUACGCAUUACCAAAAAGAAUCGAUGAAAUCUAAACGCAAGGUGGUAAAGAUGUUCAUUAUUGUGGUGACAAUAUUUGCGGUGUGCUGGUUGCCAUAUCAGGGAUUUUUCAUCUUUGUGUAUCAUCAUCGUCAUUUUGCGGAGAGCAGUUAUGUGCAACAUGUAUAUUUAAGUUUUUACUGGCUCGCUAUGUCCAACUCUAUGGUAAAUCCGAUCAUAUAUUACUGGAUGAAUAACAGGUUUCGAGUUUACUUUGAAUUGGUAAUCUGCAAAUGCUGCUGCGUGAUAGAUCGGACGAACGUGCAAACUCAUGAAACUCAAGAAUUGGCGGGAUUUCAACGUUCAGAGCUCAUGCCAUGCAAUUCAGGUCGUUUUAAAUCCACUUCUGUCAGAUGGCGACAAAGCGUGGCCGAAAGCCAGGUACAAACCUUUAAAAUGAAUGCUCGAACAAUGUGCGAGGGGCUCCAAACUAAAGAGGACAUCGCUAUAAUCUGAAUUCUAGUUUAAUUAUACAUUACGAGAACAACACAUUACGGAUAAUAUCAUAUUAUAUCAUAAUAUUAUCAUCUUCAUGCUUUGCAACGAGCUUUAUCAUGAGCAAUUAUCAUGAGCGUAAUUCUGGUUGCACGAUUCUUAAAUGGCCAAUAAUAAUAAGUUAGUAAGCAUAACAUUCUAUCUUCUCCUUUUAAAAGAUAUUAUUUUCUUACUCUUAAAUGAGACUGAUGACAGAAUUGUAACAGAAAAAAGUUCGAUGUCAUUUAAUAUUCAAACGUAUUUAAUAUAAUAUAAUUAUACAAAUAUUCAUCUUGUAUAUUUAUGAUAACAUUCCUUACUCUCGCGAAAUUGUUAUCGCGCUAUAUUAUGACGACAAAAUUCUGUACAUACCUAUUAUGAAAUAAACAUAAUUUGUUCCCGUCAAUCAACGUUAUUUUAAUAAAAUUGAAUUUUCUUUGUAAAUAUUUGUUAGAUUUAGAAUAGAAAUAAAAGUAGACAGUAGAAAUCGAAUAAUCGGAAUUGAUCGUUCUAUAUAGCAAAUUUUUAUCUCUACGGUACACAGCAUAAAACUUAUUAGCGAUUUUCAAACGAUAUAUAAUGUAACGAUUUUGUCUCUUGCACUAGGGAUGAUGCUCGCUUUUUAAAAUACACACAUAUACGCACACAUAGGCACGUUUGUUUUAAGUUUUGAGAGAACUCGCAAAAAUCGCGUUACAUAUUAUUAUUUAAUAAUGUAUUAUUUAUCACGAAUACAAUUUCAAAUAUAUUGAAACACAAUUAACGUUAUGCAAAAAUAUUUUCAUUAACGUUUAAUAUUCCUAAUGGAUUUCAAAUAAAUCUUUUAAUUGCCUAUGUAGCAUUUUAAUUAACGGAUAUUUCAUAUAAGCUACAUUAUUUCGUCGAAGUGAAAAAGUUAUUAAGUAUAUCGUUUUUCCUUGUCAUCUUUUAUCUGCUAAAUUAUUAUUUUGUAUUGUGUCAUUCUAUAUGAAAAAUCAUUAGUGCGCGUGGAAGCUUGUUAUAAAUUUUGAAGUUUUGGUGGCGAAUUAUGUUACGCUAAAAUAUAAUGCUCGAAAACGAAAUAACAAUAUGCAUUUUAUAUAACUUUAGAAUAACUUUUUAAUUUUCUAAUAAAAUAAUAUUUAUUAUCGUUUUUGCUCAAUUCUGAGUUUAAGGUAAAUAUAUAAAACCAAAAAUA